Pneumocystis jirovecii RU7 is the source of this 900-nucleotide messenger RNA. RefSeq names its product transcriptional regulator SPT3. Gene Ontology annotation, biological process: transcription by RNA polymerase II. Bases 1 to 900 code for a protein of 299 amino acids. The transcript has 3 exons. Gene Ontology annotation, cellular component: SAGA complex. NCBI's taxonomy places the organism in Eukaryota, Fungi, Ascomycota, Pneumocystomycetes, Pneumocystales, Pneumocystaceae. Gene Ontology annotation, molecular function: transcription coregulator activity; protein heterodimerization activity. The record is from RefSeq and is a predicted model, not a curated record.
AUGUCCUUUGAAAAAAAGUAUAGAGUAGAAAUACAACAAAUGAUGUUUGUUUUGGGUGAAGUCCCAGAUUCAUUACCUGAAACAAUUGCACUUGUAGAAGAUAUUGUUCGAGGACAAGUAGUGGAAAUGAUAAUUCAGGCUGCACAGCAUGCUAUGAAACGCGGUUCUCGCUGUAUUUGUAUUGAAGAUUUAAUAUUUUUGAUUCGGCAUGAUAAACCAAAAGUCAAUCGUCUUAAAACAUAUCUUUCAUGGAAAGAUGUGAGAAAAAAUGCCAAAGAACAUGAUGGAGUUGAAUCUUCCGAAAUUGUUGAUGAUUCAGAUACAAAAAUGAGAAUAAGAAGAUCAAGAAUAGAUCUUCCUUGGGAUUUGUAUUCUAUGUUCAGUGAACCUAUUCCAUUUAACCAUGAAGAAAAAGAAGAUUGUAAUUCAGAUGAACAAGAAUCAAAUCUCGAUACUCUUCUUCGUCUUAGAUUUGCUGAUCUUAGAACACGUACAAUGACAAAAGAUGAAUACGUUCAUUAUAGUGAAUGCCGACAAGCAAGUUUUACGUACCGUAAAUCAAAAAGAUUUAGAGAAUGGAGUCGAAUGAACCAGUUAAUAGAUUCUCGCCCUAAUGAUGAUAUAAUAGAUAUUCUUGGGUUUUUAACGUUUGAAAUAGUCGCCACUAUUACAGAAGAGUCAUUACGUGUAAAGGCACAAAUGGAUAGCUUAGAGGAAAAUAACAUCUUGAAGGAAAGAGGAGAAAAAUAUUUAUUUGAUGAUCCUGAAGAAAGUCGUACACCUUUACAAAUAAAACAUAUACAAGAAGGGUUUCGAAGACUCCAGAAAGCACAACAAAAACAUAUUGUUAUGAGAGGGUUUGAUGGAGGUCUUGUCAAAAGUCGCGUUAAUUUAAUUUAA